AUGGGGUUCGAUAUUGCAACACCACUUACGCUGAGGUGUGGGAUUACUCUCCCCAAUCGCCUAGUCAAAGCAGCCAUGGCAGAAAGACUUGCGGCGAGAGACGGCCUGCCGGGGAAUGACGAAUGCCUGGCUGCUUAUAGAAAGUGGGCUAGUGGAGGCUGGGGCUUGAUAAUAACAGGAAAUGUACAAGUGGAUCCAGCAUAUCUCGGUGGCAAUGGGGAUAUUAGCGUCAGCAGUUCAUUGUCGAAAGAACAGCUACUUAAAUGGAAGCUUUGGGCGGAGGCCUGUUCCGGGAAGGGCUCAAAAACAAUCGUCCAAAUCAACCAUCCUGGUCGUCAGUCACCAUUCACCAAGGGCAUAGCCCCUAGCGCGAUAGCACUGGACAUUGGCAAAGGCAUCGUGCCUUGGAUGGUGAACUCUUUUGUAUUCGGCACACCAAGAGAAAUGACAGAAGAAGAUAUCCAGGAUGUGAAAAGAAAGUUUGUGACGGCCGCACUUCUAGUAGCCGAAGCAGGGUUUGCUGGGAUUGAGAUUCACGCUGCUCAUGGCUAUUUAUUAGCUCAGUUCUUAUCUCCCAAUUCCAACAAGCGGGUAGAUAAGUACGGAGGAUCUGCUCUGGGAAGGGCUAGAUUUGUGGUGGAAAUAAUUCAGUCCAUUCGAGAGGUUGUGCCUCGUAGAUUUUGUGUUGGCAUCAAAAUCAAUUCCGCAGACUACGGGACUCCUGCUGAUAUGGACGACUGCAUACAACAGAUGCAGGUCAUAUGUAGCACUGAAAUAGAUUUUCUGGAGAUUAGUGGAGGCAGUUUUGAAAACCCAACGUUUAACACGGGACCAGUGCAUGAGCAGGCGGCAUCCAACAAGAUUCGUGAGGCAUUCUUUAUCGAUUUUGCAGCAGCCAUCAGAUCUAAGAUCCCUGGGGUUCCCCUUCUAGUGACGGGUGGAUUUAGAACACGACGAGCUAUGGAAGCGUCUAUUAGAGACGGGAGUUGUGAUUUGAUCGGUAUUGCUCGGCCUGCAGUGCUGAACCCAGAGUUACCGCUUGCUAUUCUCCUCAAUCCAGCAAUUCCAGAACCAGAGGCCAUAGCCCAUGCUAUCAGAUUAGAGGCAUCAAGCUUUGCUAGGUAUAUUGGAAUCAAGGCGAUCGGAGCAGGUGCGGAGACUGGUUGGUAUACCAAGCAGAUUCGCCAGAUGGGUACUAUCCAAGGCUCUAUUCUCAUCACGGGCUCUAAUGGAAGCCUUGGUAGCUCAAUCGUUCAGCGCAUCCUCUCUCACAGUGAGCUUCGUCGAAAUUACCAUGGGCUUUAUACAGUGAGCAAACCGGAGCGAGUAUCAAACAUCAACCGAGUCCUCAAGCAGGCCAAAAGCACAGGCCACGCCAGCGAGAUCGUAACUUUGGAUCUAUCCAGCCUUGAGAGUGUUCGUAAAGUUGCAGAAGACAUCAAUAGGCGCAUCGCAAACGGCUCUCUUGCUCCCAUCCGCGCAUUGAUACUAAAUGCCGCGUGGCAAGAACAGACCACGCAAACUUUCACCAGAGACGGCUUCGAUAUGACAUUUCAGGCAACCUACCUAUCUCACCUUUUGUUGGUGCUCCUACUUCUUCGAAGUAUGAAUAAAUCUUGCGGCCGAAUUGUUGUGUUGAGCAGCUGGGCACAUGAUACAGCUCACCCGAACAACAGGCUUGGAAACUUUGCAAAUGUAUAUAAAGACGAGAAGUAUCAUCAAAUUUUCAACGAUAUCGGUGAUAUCGAAAAUUUGGCGAAGGGGAAAUGGGGCCUAGAGACGGAGAACUCUGGAAACACACAUGCAGGAAUUCGGCGAUAUGGCGCGGCAAAGCUAUGCCAGGUAAUGAUGUUCCGCGAACUAUCUGAGCGUCUAGCUGGUGACAAAGAGCUCUCUGGGGUAUCUGUGCUAGCAGUUGAUCCUGCAGCAAUGCCGAGCGAUCUCACCCGACGUGACACUUGGGUUAGGAGGAUCUUGAUAGGGAAGAUAAUAUUACGCAUCAUAUCGUUCUUCAGCGUGCUUUUGUGGCCUAAUGGGCCAUUCAGGACUGCCUGGAAGUCCGCCGGCGAUGUGCUGCAUGCUGCCUUCGACACGAAGUCGCUUGGUCAUCACCCGAGUGGUGUAUAUCUAAACGGGUCGGAGGUGUCAGACGUGAGCCUCGAGGCUAGGGAUAGACGUAAGGCUCGCCAGCUGUGGAGGAAGAGCGUUCGAUACCUGCAGCUUGAAGAGGCGAGGAUAUUUUCCUAA
Molecule: messenger RNA, 2247 nt
Organism: Arthroderma uncinatum
Lineage: Eukaryota; Fungi; Ascomycota; Eurotiomycetes; Onygenales; Arthrodermataceae
Exons: 5
Coding region: 1-2247 (748 amino acids)
Molecular function (GO): FMN binding; oxidoreductase activity
Source: RefSeq, a predicted model, not a curated record